Theobroma umbraticum is the source of this 1433-nucleotide messenger RNA. The record is from RefSeq and is a predicted model, not a curated record. NCBI's taxonomy places the organism in Eukaryota, Viridiplantae, Streptophyta, Magnoliopsida, Malvales, Malvaceae.
ACCCCAUUCUUUUGUCCCCUUUUUCACAGCUUCAUUCCCUGGCUUCCCAUGGCUUCUCCGUUUCACCUUCUUCUCUUCUUUUCUUUCCUUUCCUCCCUGGGAAACACAUUCCCUGUUCUGGGUUUUCACUCGAAUUCCGUUUUCUUUCCUGUUAUAAAAGAUGCAGCGACUCUCCAGUAUGUUGCUAGGAUUUCUCAUGGCACUCCGUCGAGACCCAACAACCUUGUUGUUGAUCUUGGCGGUCCGUUUCUUUGGAUGGAUUGCGAUGCGGGACACGUGUCGUUGUCAAACAGGUUGAUCUCAAGCUGCUCUGUCAACUGCUCGAAAGCAAAAUUCCAUGACCAUGGAAGUAAGAGUACGGGCGGUUGCCUCUUUAACACCAACUGUAACGUGUUUCUGUACAAUGGCAUAACCGGAUUGACCGCGAAGGGGGAACUAGUGGAGGAUAUCAUAGCCGUUGAUUCUGUUGGCCGGUUAGAGGUAGGCCAAAUCCAAACUGUUGAUACCUUUCUCUUUUCUUGUGCACCAACCUUUCUUUUACAAGGCUUGGCCAGUGGUUCGAAGGGAACGUUAGGCCUAGGGAAAGCUUCAAUUUCACUGCCGUCACAACUCAGUUCUUCAAUUGGGCACCCUCAAAAGAUUUUUCUUUGCUUAUCAUCAUCUGACGGUGUCGUAUUAACCGGCAAUGGGCACCCCCUUUUCGGCACCAAAAUAACAAGGUCGCUAGUAUAUGCACCCCUGAUUACCAAGCAACAUGAUUACUUCAUCAACGUCCAAUCCAUCAAGAUCAAUGGGAAGAGAUUAGCCGUUGAUAAAUCGAUGUUAUUAGGGGAUGAAGAAGGCAAAUUAGGGACAAAAUUAAGCACAAUCGUGCCAUACACCACAAUGAAGAGCUCCAUUUAUGCUAUAUUUUCCAAAGCUUAUGGCAAGGCUGCUGAAUCCAUGAAUAUGACAAGGGUGGCAGCCGUGGCUCCAUUUGAGUUGUGCUUUAGUUCUAAAGGGGUAGAAAACACAAUUCUUGGCCCUUUGGUGCCUGAAAUUGAUCUAGUUUUGCAAAGUGAGAUGGUGAAGUGGAGAAUUCAGGGGAGGAAUUCAAUGGUGAAAGUGAGCAACCAAGUGAUGUGCUUGGGGUUCUUGGAUGGGGGCUUGGAACAGAGUAGCUCGAUUGUUAUAGGAGGGCUUCAAUUGGAGGAUAAUCUUUUGGAGUUUGAUGUUGGGAGUUCCAUGCUAGGGUUUAGCUCCUCUUUGCUGUUGAAGGAAACAACUUGUUCUACCAUCAUCCAAGAUUCCAAGCUGAAGCAAUGUAUCUGAUUCUAUUAUCUUCCGCUUCCUCUGUUUGUUUUUUGAUUUUGUAAAGGCAAGCGUUGUAGAGCAUGAAUAGUAUUAAUGAGAAGAUAGUACUCUUAACUUUGAAUAUUAACAGUUUUGUUCAA